Messenger RNA from Lactuca sativa (garden lettuce), 1325 nucleotides. Its product is annotated as RING-H2 finger protein ATL54. NCBI's taxonomy places the organism in Eukaryota, Viridiplantae, Streptophyta, Magnoliopsida, Asterales, Asteraceae. The record is from RefSeq and is a predicted model, not a curated record. Gene Ontology annotation, biological process: protein ubiquitination. Gene Ontology annotation, molecular function: transferase activity.
AGACUUUUUACACAUGCAAUGAAGUUAUGAUAAUAACACACCACCUGCAACAACACACACCACCUACAAUAACACAAACUAUAAUUAUAUGAUUAAUCCUCCUCACCAAUUUACCCACCUAAAAUUCUUCCAAUUUUAUCCUUCCCUCCCCCCCUCCACUUUCACCCACCACCACCACCACCGCCAUCACCUUCUCCUCUCAAUGGCAAUUGACCACCGGAAACUGCUAUCGGAACAAGAUUCCAACCAAACGUCAACCUGUUCUGAUUGUGGUCCAACAUGCCCUUACAAAUGCAGCUACCCAGAAAUCUUUUGGCCACCGCAACCACCACCACUACCUCCACACACCACCACAACUACCACCCACAUAUCACCUUACGUUAUCAUCAUAGUAGCCCUGCUUGGCAGCGCUUUUCUCUUUAUCAGCUACUACCUUAUCAUGGUAAGAUGCUGCACACGUUUCCGGCAGUUCCCCACCACACAAGUCUACAGUGAAGCAGAAGAUUUUUCCGAUGAAGAUCAUGUAGGGUUUCAAGUUGAUCAUCCCAUCUGGUACAUCACCACCGUCGGCCUUCAACCAUCUGUGAUCAAUUCGAUCACUGUAAUAAAGUUUAAUAGAGGCGAUAACAUGAUUGAUGGAACUGAUUGUUCGGUUUGUUUGAGUGAGUUUGAAGAUGAUGAGAUUUUACGAUUAUUGCCGAAAUGUAACCAUGCGUUUCAUAUCCCUUGUAUUGAUACCUGGUUAAGAUCGCAUACAAAUUGCCCACUUUGUCGUGCUGGCGUUUUGUCCAACACUUUGAGUGUGGGUUUGAGUCCGAAUGAUCGGAGUUUUUCCCAUGGGACCGGAUCAAAUCGAAAUACCCAGAUCGAGAAUUUAGAGAACCAUGGUGAUUUGGAUGGGAAUCAUGUCUCGGAGAGUGAAGUUUGUGAUGAUAUUGAAGAUUCAAAAACAGAGUAUGAGUCUGUAAUGACGGCAAGAAGGUCAAUUUCCAUGGAUUCCGUUGUGGUGGCAGAGAUUGUUGUUGGGGAAAUUGAAGGGGAUUUCGGCGAUUCACGGCGAUUUUCAAGACGUUGCUCGGUGGAGGAGAUUGAAGAACAUGAAGAGUGAUUGGUAUUCGGUGAAGGGGAUUACAUAUUUUUGAAUCCAAUAACUACAAGUACAUAUGAUUUUUCUUUUCCUUUUAGGAAAUACUUGGGUUUCUAAAUUCUAAAUGGCCAUAAUAUGGCCACCGAAAAACUAGAGUAUGCAAUAAUAAACGAUUAAACAAAUUACAUGAAUGGUCCUUUAUAUUUUCAUUUUUCCCUAAAAUAGUCCCUAUGAAGGU